Molecule: messenger RNA, 661 nt
Organism: Eutrema salsugineum
Lineage: Eukaryota; Viridiplantae; Streptophyta; Magnoliopsida; Brassicales; Brassicaceae
Product: dormancy-associated protein homolog 4
Exons: 3
Coding region: 83-463 (126 amino acids)
Source: RefSeq, a predicted model, not a curated record
AUAGAAGAAGAUAUAGACAAUACAAGAAAAACCCAAAUAAAUUAUCAAUUUUAUAUAUUUUUUUGGAAACAUUUUUGAUCGGAUGGGGUUCCUACACAAGCUGUGGGAUGAUACGGUGGCCGGACCGGCACCGGAAAGUGGUCUCGGAAAGCUGAGAAAGCACGAUUCAUUAUCCACCGUCCGAUCUCCUCCUCCUCUCUCUAGCGAUCAAGUCACCAGAAGCAUAAUCAUUACCAAGGGGAAUAACAAUGUCCGUGGUCUCCGGAAAUUGAAGAUGGAUCCGGGUCGUGUUCCGGAUUCUCCAACCGGGUCAAGCAGCAACCCGGAGACGCCUUUAACCCCCGGGACCCCAUGUGAUAAUUUUGGACCAUUCAGCGCCGAUAAAAUCCCAUCCUCCGGCGAAGCUGAUGCCGCAAGUCUCACUACUUAUGAAUGGAUUGUGAUUAACGCAUUGGACCGUUGAAAAACGAAGAGAAAGAGCGAAAAUUCUACGGGGGUUUGUGUAAAUAUAAAUAACCUAUGCAUGUAAUUAUGUAAAUAUUUACUGAUAUGGUCACUGUUAUAUUAUGUCUCUGGAAACAAAGAAGCGCUAUAGACGCUAUGUCUCCAUUUUCCGACAGGGUUUCCAAUGAUAAAGGAGGGAGUACUAAGUAUGUAUAUA